GCACAGGGACAGGCCGCUUUCUCACCAAGGCAGAAUUCGGGCCACGGCGGCGCGCUCGACGUGGCGCGCGCGCGCCCCCUCCCCUCCUCCUUUAGUCCCGUCAGCCUGCGCGCGCCCGGGAGUUUGAAUUUCCUCGAAUUUGGAGCAAUCUCGUAGCGGAAGGUGCUGCGGCGUGAGGUCGCCGCCAAUCUCGACUAGGGGAACUAGGGAGCAGGUAGCUGAAACACUCAGUGAAUCAGAAUCAACGAGGAUGGCGGGGAGAAGGAAGGGGCUGGGCUCUGGGCGGUGCCAAGUCUGUGAGGGGGCGCGGUCACCGCCCAGGAUUCCCGCAGACGCCUAGGCGGCCACGUCCUGCUUCCCGGGUGAAGAAGCCGCCCGGGACUUGUCGUGCUAGGGCCUCCAGACAUGUCUGAGGUGAAGAGCCGGAAGAAGUCGGGGCCCAAGGGAGCCCCUGCUACGGAGCCCGGGAAGCGGAGCGAGGACUGUAAGAGCCCCGAGGCCCCGGGCGGCGGAGGCGGGGGCUGGGCGGACCCCCGGACGGGCCUGAGUCUGCUGUCGCUGGGGACUUGCCUGGGCCUAGCCUGGUUUGUAUUUCAGCAGUCAGAAAAAUUUGCAAAGGUGGAAAACCAAUAUCAGUUACUGAAAUUAGAAGCCAAUGAAUUCCAAGGACUUCAAAGUAAAAUCAGUUUAAUUUCAGAAAAGCUUGAGACUGCCGAAAACAUCCUGCAGGAAGCUACGUCAUCCAUGUCUUUGAUGACCCAGUUUGAGCAGGAAGUAUCCAACCUCCAAGAUAUCAUGCAUGACAUUCAAAAUAAUGAAGAGGUGCUUACUCAAAAGAUGCAAAGCCUAAAUGAGAAAUUUCAGAAUAUUACGGAUUUCUGGAAGAGAAGCCUAGAAGAAAUGAAUGCUAAUACAGACAUUUUCAAAUCAGAAGCAAAACAUACACAUUCUCAAGUAACUGUCCAAAUUAACUCAGCUGAGCAGGAAAUAAAAUUACUCACUGAACGGCUAAAAGAUUUGGAAGACAGCACACUAAGAAAUAUUAGAACAGUAAAAAGACAAGAAGAAGAAGAUCUCCUGCGAGUAGAGGAGCAGCUAGGCUCUGAUACAAAGGCAGUUGAAAAGUUAGAAGAGGAACAGCAUGCCCUCUUUGCCAGAGAUGAAGAUCUGACUAAUAAACUCUCCGACUAUGAACCCAAAGUUGAAGAAUGCAAGACACAUUUGCCAACAAUUGAAAGUGCUAUUCACUCGGUUCUCAGAGUCUCUCAGGAUCUGAUAGGAACAGAAAAGAAAAUGGAAGACUUGACUAUGCAGAUGUUUAAUAUGGAAGAUGAUAUGCUGAAAGCAGUGUCUGAAAUAAUGGAGAUGCAGAAAACCCUUGAAGGAAUUCAGUAUGAUAAUAGCAUAUUAAAGAUGCAAAAUGAACUGGAUGUUCUAAAAGAAAGAGUUCACGAUUUUAUAGCAUACUCAAGUACGGGAGAAAAGGGAACUUUAAAAGAAUAUAAUCUAGAAAAUAAAGGAAUUGGUGGUGAUUUUUAAAUUCAUUUAUUCUGAUGAACCAUAUCAUUAUACAUGAAUUGAUUAGUUCCAUGAUUUUGAGUUAUUUUGAUAUGCCUCAUCUUAUCCUACAUUAUUGGAAAAUAAACAAGAUGUCCACACAAAUGGAUUAUCUACAUAAUCGAAGCUUAUCUUUUUAAGCACUAAAACUUAUUUCAUUUUAACCAUUUUAAACAGAAAUUGUUCUUUACAAAUAUUUCUCUACUUUUAAAACAAGAUACUUAAUAUUUUUAAUGUUUUUUAAAGAAUUAGUGGACAUCAUUAUUAAUUUCACCUAUUAUAUUGGACCCACAUAUAUUGAUGUCUCCAAGGGUUAAUGGGGAUUAUUUACUGCUUCAUUAAAUGACCCCAACUUGCCAUUUUUCAAAACCUAUGUCUCACACCUUUUCUGUCACCUGAUCUUGCUGUCAGGUUAGUUGGUAAUCUGCCUGCCUCAGCCAGUUCUUCACUUUCUUAUGUAAUUCACUGCAGGUUAAGAAUCCAGACAACGAAGUUCAUAGGAAUUUUGUGUAAAAUAAAAGAUAACAUGCCUGA
Messenger RNA from Cebus imitator (Panamanian white-faced capuchin), 2091 nucleotides. It is a transcript of the gene IKBIP, whose product is annotated as IKBKB interacting protein. Bases 406 to 1539 code for a protein of 377 amino acids. The transcript has 3 exons. The record is from RefSeq and is a predicted model, not a curated record. NCBI's taxonomy places the organism in Eukaryota, Metazoa, Chordata, Mammalia, Primates, Cebidae.